CAUCAUUCCAAUAAAUGGCUCUUAUCGCCCUGCACAACUCGUAGCCUUGUAUGUAUAAUCAACUAUUCUUUGCUCGCUAGCAUUUCCAUCCAAGAACAUCUAUAUCUCGCUUCUCGUUUCAAGGUCUACCCCCAACUUUGCAUCAUAUUAACUUCAGGAUAUCCAAUGCAUCCAGUUGCUUGAGCCAUAUUUCCGUCCUUACAACGGCCCAGGGCCAGCUUAACGGCGAAGAAUCCAGGAACCUCAACAGGACGGGUUGUAGGCCGUCAAAGCCUUUUGCUGGGAUCCUGUCAGCAUGGACGUGCCUCCCGAGACCUUCCCGUUCUCAUCGACUUCCACCCGGCACGAUACUAUGUCGACCAUGAGCAGUGAUAAGCAGCCCUCGCUUCCCUCGGGCAGAUGGCCAAUUACCAUCCAUGGUAACUGUGCUCGGUGUGGUCACCACCACAAGGCUGCUACGAUUCAGAUACACGUCGUUGAAGGCAUCUGCGAAGCGAGCCACGUCAUUUGCGACCACUGCGGUCAAAAAUGGCUUACCAUCGGUGGGCUUAACAGCACGCAGAUAUCUCUGCUCAGUACCGUUACAACGGAGUUAGAUUACGGGGAAAUCAACUUUCGCUACACUCUAUUCAGCAUGGUGCGAUCGGCAGCCUCAAUCGCCUUACCAACAGCCUUGGCCAACGUUCCUGAAGAUCCUUCGCCGUUACCAUCUCGCAGCUCUUCGGCACUAUACGCUCGCAAUUUUUCCGAUGCGUCUGUGAAUUCUGAACGAAGAAGUCUUCGGGACUAUCGUACCAACGCUUUGCCCGAUGAUGAUGUCGAAGCGAGACCGACGCAAGUGCUGGGUGACGGGCCUGUAGCAGAAAUCUCUACGCCCGGCCCGCCAAAGAAUGGCUCAACGGCGCUCAGGGUCAUCAAACGCAAGCUCACAAAGGCUUUCGGCGUCUUAAAACAAGUUCACUACAAGGCGCUAUACCACAAGUCGAGAAGAUUUAAGCUAACGGCAGAACGCGAUGGGAAGGAACCAAACACUGAAACGGGUAUGCAAAGACAGAUCACGUCACCUGACAUAGUUGCGUCGGUGUCAUCGGAGAAUGAGAGACCGUCCAGGCAUGUCGGAGAUGAUAAUAGCGGAGCUGCAAAGAUGACUGGGCAGAUCAUCGAGGACCUGAAAUCCGUCGACAAGGAGACCAUUCGCAAUAUGACGCCAAAGCAGCGUGAUACAUGGAUUCGAGAGCGUAUCACGGCCUAUAAGCGAUCAAGGUCGCGUUCUGCCCUCCAGCGUGACUGCAAGCGACGACACUCGACCUCUUCCAUUGGCGAUUACAUUCUGCUACCACAUCGUUCAGCCACCACACCAACCUUUCAGCGCUAUUCUCUUGAUCAAAUGGGUAGUCAGUUUGACGCACUCCCUCCAGAUGCCUUCUUCAAUCAUACCGGGCCACUGACAAUCAGUGCGACCAGAAUAUCAGAGGCAGAUACCGCCGUUGAGUACCAGGAGGAUCCCUCAAGCCCGCGGUCCUCACAGCAAGCAGGUCGCUCCCGCUCGCCACGUCCAGCGUCUUUGUUCCGCACUCGAUUGUCCUGGCAGCAAUCCCGCCACGCUCGUACGCAACGUGAUUCUUUGGACUCAGUACUUGCAAAUACGAUUCGUAACUCGCGCGGAUUGGAUCGACUCUCACUCGCUUCUGUCGCUCCUCAGGACAUGUUGACCGGUGGUGACGCUCUGGAGUUAUCCUCUUCCGCCAAUCCUGUGGUGGAAGAGGUAUCUACGGUCUCUCACCCAUCCGAGAGCUAGACUCGAACGGUCGAGUGUGAACCAGGGUGUAUUGGCCCUGCACUACUCGUUCGAACGUCGGUGUUUCAGUGUGCCUAAACCGUAUGCCUGACAUGCUCAGUGUUGAAUUUGGCAAUUCCUUUCAUCUUUUGAAACCAGAUCGCGUUUAUGGAAGGUAUCGACAGGAAUGAUUAUAAGCGAAAUUGGUCUGCAAACAUUCGGAAUACCCAUCGAAGUCCAC
This is a messenger RNA of Paraphaeosphaeria sporulosa, 2018 nucleotides long. RefSeq lists its product as uncharacterized. The coding region runs from base 296 to 1798 and encodes 500 amino acids. The record is from RefSeq and is a predicted model, not a curated record. Lineage: Eukaryota; Fungi; Ascomycota; Dothideomycetes; Pleosporales; Didymosphaeriaceae. The transcript has a single exon.